GGAGGGAAGGGGAGGGGAUAUUUAACUUGGGAAAGAGAGGAGUUCUCCUCCAGACGCGCUCAUUCUCCUCUGUCCCAGAUCAGGACCAGGCGAGUUUUCGGACGGAUUUCUGACACAGCGGGGAUAUGAAGGUUCUGAAGAACAUGCGGCAGAUGUUCGCGGGAACGCUUGACGUGUAGAGGACUUGCUCGGAACUGUCAAGAGUCUGAUUUUAUUCCGGACUUACACCGAACAUGUUCUAGUCGCGGGUUGAGGUUCUGAUUGCGCGCGGAGUUCUGCCCGCUCUGUGGAGAGACUGAGCGGCUCUCGUCCCGGUUCAGCAGCGCCUGUUCGGCGGGACGGACUGGAGCCUGUGCGCUCAGAGAGCGAGAGAGAGAGAGAGAGAGAGAGAGCGUAAAAAUAACAUUGGCUAAGACGCGCUCCAUUCCGCGGGCGCGCUGACAUUUCAAACGCCAGUUUGGGUGGCACCCGGCAACAAAACCCGAGCAGGCUGUAGAAACGGUGCCAUCCCAUCCUAUCCCGUUGCCAUGGUGACCCGCCAACAGCUUCGCUAGAGGAAAGUCCGAGGAGGAUACGCUUUUGAAGCACUUUCGCACUUGGCACGCCUCACCUGAGCGAGUAUCAUUGAAGAAAAAAAAAAACAACAAAAAAAAAACAGCCCAUGUCCCAUGUCAUUCCGGGCCACGCGGCCGUCUAUUAAAAGAUCUCGCUCGUGCUGUCGCUCGGACUAUUUAUGCACGAGGGCGCAGUGAGGGCCAACUCCACUCCGUAGACAGACAGAAGACGAGUCAUGGGCAGCAUCACCCGCGCGCUGCCGCUGCUACUGCUGCUCCUGUGCGCGCACGGCAACGCGGCCCAGCCUUACCUGCGCCUGAGGCCCUCGCCCAGCGAGCAUCUGCCCGUCCCGGACCUCAUCGAGGAGCCCGACCCGGAGUACGACCCGCGCGAGCAGGACCUCUCGGAGAGGACGCUGCGCAAGAAACUGGGCAGCCACUUCGACCCCAACUUCAUGUCCAUCCACCUGCCCGCGCAGCUGAACGCCAGCGCGCCGCCGGAGCUGCCGCGCCUGCCAAUGCCAGCCGAGCUCAAGAAGCUGGACCUGACGGAGACUCCGUACGGCCGGCGCGUCAAGGUGGGCAAGAAGGCGCGGCGGAAGUUCCUGCAGUGGCUGUGGAUGUACACGCACUGCCCGGUGUUGUACACUUGGAAGGACCUGGGCGCGCGCUUCUGGCCGCGCUACAUCAAGGAAGGGAACUGCUUCGGCGAGCGCUCGUGCUCCUUCCCCGAGGGCAUGUCCUGCAAGCCGGUCAAGUCGGUGACCAAGACCUUCCUGCGGUUUUACUGCCAGGGCUUCCUGCGGCAGAAGUACUGCACGUGGAUCCCGGUGCAGUACCCGAUCAUCUCCGAGUGCAAGUGCUCCUGCUGAGCAGCGCGUGCAUGCGCCUGCGAGAGGGUUUAUCGAUUAUGAAUGAUUGCACUGUUUACCCACGGACAGGGAUGUGUGGCGCCACAUAGCGAAUCUAUUUUUUUAAAUAUAUAUAUAUAUAUAAAUAUAUAUAUAUAUAUAUAGCUUUUUAAUUCAAAAUAUAUGACAUAUAUGUACAUAUUUAAGUCAAAGGAAGAAGAAGACGACGACGACGAAGAAGAAUGCAGCUAUUUUUAUUAAAGGAUCAGGACCAUAUAUUCUCACGAGGAGCACUUCAGCUCGUGGUUAUUUUUAUGAAAUUAUUGUGCGAAGACGCAAGAGAGAACUUGACUUUCCUCAUUCGAACUCUAUUUAUAGAGACUGAAGAACACUACAUAGGAGUUUUGUACAAAUAUUAAUAUGAAUAAUGAUGAUGAUUUAAAAAAAAAAGGCUUAUACACGUGAACUCAGCCUUUUCUUUCUUUUGAAAAUCAUAUAGUAUUUUAGUAAAAAAAAAAACGAAAUGUGUACGUUUUAUUUAUUGUUUUAACUGUUGUGAGUAUGUAUAGAUAAAGAGAAGAGAAUAGAAUAUACCAGAAAUUCUACUUGAAAACUUCUAAAAAAUGAAUUUAAGAGAGUAUUAAUAAUAAUAAUAAUAAACAUGUCAGUGUAAAUGCCAUGGUUUUAGCAAUAAAAUCUGUUAAACUUGGACUGAGUGUGAAGGAUCUGAGAAAUAUAAGUUAUUAAAAAAUACUGAAUAUGUUGCAGAA
This is a messenger RNA of Megalobrama amblycephala (Wuchang bream), 2175 nucleotides long. RefSeq names its product noggin 2 (gene nog2). The transcript has a single exon. The coding region runs from base 791 to 1426 and encodes 211 amino acids. Lineage: Eukaryota; Metazoa; Chordata; Actinopteri; Cypriniformes; Xenocyprididae. The record is from RefSeq and is a predicted model, not a curated record. Gene Ontology annotation, biological process: dorsal/ventral pattern formation; osteoblast differentiation; negative regulation of BMP signaling pathway.